Molecule: messenger RNA, 3066 nt
Organism: Gekko japonicus
Lineage: Eukaryota; Metazoa; Chordata; Lepidosauria; Squamata; Gekkonidae
Gene: WDR24
Product: WD repeat domain 24
Exons: 10
Coding region: 333-2714 (793 amino acids)
Biological process (GO): positive regulation of TOR signaling
Molecular function (GO): protein binding
Source: RefSeq, a predicted model, not a curated record
UCUGCACAAUUAAAGGAACAAAUCCCUGAGAAACUUUCUCGAGAAGCAGACAAGGGUAGCUGAAUAAAUUUGGAAGUCAAAUUUGAAGUGGUUGUAACGUGAUGAUAUAAUGACUUUUGCUUGCCUUAAGAGAUGAUACCCGUAUCGGGAUGGACUUCUAGAACAUUCGUGUAAAGCAUUGUAGAAAUCGGCUCAUUUCCUUACUAAUAAUGAUACGCAGACAAUGUAAAUGGGAUUAUGUAAUGGGGUGCUUCAAAGUACAGUUCUAGGCGCUCCUGCUCUGUGGUUGUUGGGCAAACGUGCUAAACUGAGUCCCCCCUCAGAAGGCAGCCAUGGAGAAAAUGGCGAGAGUGACCACUGCCCUUGGCGGCAAUACCAUCACGGGCCGCACCAUGUCCUGCCACUUGGACGCCCCUGCCAACGCCAUCAGCGUGUGUCGUGAUGCAGCCCAGGUGGUAGUCGCCGGGCGCAACAUCUUCAAGAUCUACUCCAUAGAAGAAGACCAGUUUGUGGAGAGACUGAACCUGCGCGUGGGCCGCAAACCCUCCCUGAAUUUCAGCUGCGCGGAUGUGGUGUGGCACCAGAUGGACGAGAACUUGCUGGCCACGGCGGCCACCAACGGUGUGGUCGUGACCUGGAACCUCGGCAAGCCGUCCCGCAACAAGCAGGACCAGCUCUUCACAGAGUGCGGCACUUUGCUCCCGCGGUCCUCGUACAUUGUGCAGCAACAGGAUCGAAAGGAAGAAGGGACCAAAUUACCGGAGGCGAUAGAUAAGUUUGAAGAGUGCAGAUGGAAACUAGGAGCCUACGACGUUCUCCGUCAGUCGGAAAGUGUGCGCGACGUCCAGUUUAGCAUCCGCGAUUACUUCACGUUUGCAGCCACCUUUGAGAACGGAAACGUUCAGCUGUGGGACAUCCGCCGGCCCGAUCGCUACGAGCGGAUGUUCACGGCCCACAACGGACCCGUUUUCUGUUGCGACUGGCACCCAGAGGACAGGGGCUGGCUGGCAACAGGGGGCCGGGAUAAGAUGGUGAAGGUCUGGGACAUGAACACUACCCGGGCCAAAGAGAUCUACUGCGUGCAGACGAUCGCUUCAGUCGCCAGGGUCAAGUGGCGGCCCGAAUGCAAGCACCACAUCGCCACGUGCUCGAUGAUGGUGGACCACAACAUCUACGUGUGGGACGUGCGCCGCCCCUUCAUCCCCUCCGCCAUGUUCGAGGAGCACAAAGACGUCACCACGGGCAUCGUGUGGCGCCACCUCCACGACCCGUACUUUCUCUUAUCCGGCUCCAAGGACAGCACCCUCUACCAGCACAUCUUCAAGGACGCCAGCCAGCCCAUCGACCGCGCGAACCCCGAGGGGCUUUGCUACAGCCUCUUCGGGGACCUGGCCUUCGCCGCCAAGGAGAGCUUGAUCUCUUCUGACUCGAACCGCAAGCCCUACGUCGGCGACCGGCGCCACCCGAUCUUCUUCAAGCGCAAGCUGGACCCGACGGAGCAGUUUGAGUACGUCUCCUCCUCCAGCGCCCUGAGCGUCUUUGAAGCGGACACGGAGUGCGACGCCGGGAGCAUGGACUGGUUUGUGCGCACCGCCAAGCAGUACGUGCUGGCGGGGAGGCCUCUGGCGGAGCUGUGUGACCAUAACGCCACGGUGGCCAAAGAACUCGGGCGGAACCAGGUGGCUCAGACGUGGACGAUGCUUCGGGUUAUUUACUCCAGUCCCGGCACUGUGUCCUCCGCGAAUCUAAAUCACAGUCUAGGGAAGAGUGGCUCUGGCCUCCAGCUCAUGAACAGCUUCAACUUGAAGGAUAUUCCCCCCGGGAUUGGCAGCGAGUCGAGGCUGGAGCGGAGCAAAGGGGAGAGCCGCCCUGAAAACAUCCUCAUGGAUUCUUCCUCCACUCUGAUCAACAAUGACGAGAAUGAGGAGACGGAAGGCAGUGACGUCCCUGCGGAUUAUCUCCUGGGGGAUGUGGAAGGAGAUGAAGAUGACCUGUACAUGAUGGAUCAUGAGAACCCCCAUGCAGAGGAGCAAGAGUACAUCCUCCCCCAGGAAGCCUUUCCUCUGCGCCAUGAGAUUGUGGACAACCCUUCGGCCCUGGAUCACCUGCAGGACAAAGCAGACUCCCCUCACGUCAGCGGCAACGAGGCCGAGGCCGUCUCCUUGACGCCAGUAGAAUCCUUCUCCCUCAUCUCCAUCUCUCAUUCGCUGUACGAAAACCGCCUGCCCGCUGACUUCUUCAGUCCCAUCGUCCGCGACAUGCUGCUCUUCUACGCUGAGCAGGGAGACGUGCAGAUGGCCGCCUCGGUGCUUAUUGUGUUGGGGGACCGUAUCCGGAAGGAGAUCGACGACCAGGCGCAGGAACAUUGGUACACUUCCUACAUCGACCUGCUGCAGCGCUUCCAGCGGUGGAACAUCUCCAACGAGGUGAUCAAACUGAGCACGUGCCGAGCCAUCAACUGCCUCAACCAGGCGUCCACCACCCUGCACAUCAACUGCAGCAACUGCAAGCGGCCCAUGAGCAACAAGGGAUGGAUCUGCGACAGGUGUCGGCAGUGCGCCAGCAUGUGCGCCGUGUGCCACCACGUGGUGAAGGGCCUGUUCGUGUGGUGCCAGGGCUGCAGUCACGGCGGGCAUCUCCAACACAUCAUGAAAUGGCUGGAGACCAGCUCCCACUGCCCCGCGGGAUGCGGCCAUCUCUGCGAGUAUACCUGAACCCGAAAAGAGCAAAACUGGGUCCAGCAGACACUUGAAAAAUUGGGAUGGGACUGGCAGAUGAGAGUCUGUGUUUGUGGGAGGCGUUAAGCCUUAGUUGGCGGUGUUGUGGACAGCGUUGGGAGAAAGGUAUCUUCAGGUGCCACCCGAAAAGCAGUGAAACUUACAAUGCUCAGGGAAACUUUUUUGUUACGAAACUUAUCCCGGUCAGUUUCUCCUAUUUAUUUCUUUUUUCCACAUUGCUGUAUGAAAAGUUCUUAUCCGCACUCCCGCAAAACGUCCUCACGACAAAGAGACGAAACGUGGGGGAGUAUACUUUGAACAGCGACCUUUUCGAAAUCUCUCUCCAUCU